Recurvomyces mirabilis is the source of this 1002-nucleotide messenger RNA. RefSeq lists its product as uncharacterized. Bases 1 to 1002 code for a protein of 333 amino acids. The record is from RefSeq and is a predicted model, not a curated record. NCBI's taxonomy places the organism in Eukaryota, Fungi, Ascomycota, Dothideomycetes, Mycosphaerellales, Teratosphaeriaceae. The transcript has 3 exons. Gene Ontology annotation, biological process: endoplasmic reticulum to Golgi vesicle-mediated transport. Gene Ontology annotation, cellular component: membrane; trans-Golgi network.
AUGGCUGCGAUGAUGCCAGGACCCGGCAGCAACAAUGGCCAAUCAGGCAACCCAUAUGAGCAUUACGACUCACCUACAGUGGAGGACGACGAUCUGAUAGAUCCUGAUGACGCCACCCUCGACGACCUCGACGACCCGAUCAAUACCUCCGACCGCGCACCCCUGACCGGCAACAUCUCCUCCACCCAAGCCAACCAGAACAACCGCGCAGCGAACAAUACCCAAGGCUACUUGAACUCGGCAAUACCUGGCGAAGACAGACGGGCACCUGUUAAUACUAUCGACGAGUCGGUAUGGGAGACAUUAAGGCGAGAUCUGCUGGCUGUGUGGGAGAAAAUGAGGCAGGUGCUUUGGCCUAAGUACCUGCUUGGUGGUAUGAUGCAGAGAGGUGGUGGUAUGGGCGGUGCGGAGAGAGGAGAUGGGAACAGUCUCGCGGGUGGUGUUGAGACUUUGCGAGGGCUGGUGGGCAGGUGGCCUGAUGCAGAUGCUGUUUUGCAGGGCGGUAUGAGUGAAGGGCUGAGAGAUUGGGAUCUGUGGUAUGUUAUUGUGAAACCCUUGGUCGUGAUACUGGGAGGACCACUUGCUGACACGAAUGACAGGGGACCACUGUUAUUCUGCCUGCUGCUAUCAUUCCUUCUCUCACUCAACGCAAGAGAGGAUCAGCGGUCACUGGUCUUCAGUGGUGUCUUUGCCACAGUAUGGCUGGGCGAAGCGAUCGUCACGAUGCAAAUCAAGCUACUCGGAGGCAAUAUCUCCUUCUUCCAAUCCGUCUGCAUUAUCGGCUACACCCUCUUCCCUCUGGUCAUCGCCGCGCUACUCAGUGCAUUACGAGUACCGACCAUCGUCCGAAUACCAGUGUACAGCGUUCUUGGACUCUGGUCACUAGCCGCAGGUGUCAGCAUCUUAGGUGGCAGUGGCGUUGUCAAGAACAGGGUUGCGCUGGCUAUGUAUCCCCUUUUCGUGUUCUAUGUUGGGCUGGACUGCUUAUGUUUUAUUUCAUAG